GCCCGACGCGGGCAGGAGAUCAAAACUGCAAAACAGUAUAAGGUAAAGAGUUAUUUUGAUGGUCCUAUACAUAUAUAUACACACACCUAUAUAUAUAUAUCAGAUGUUAGUUCGAAACACAAUCACAGAGCAAGAAAGAAAAUGGAGACAACUUUCGGAGACGUUACGUUUGUUAUUACUGUCUUUCUAUUAUCAGCCACUCUCCUCCUUCUGAUCAGCCGGAAAAAGACCAGAACCGGCCGGCCGCCCCCGGGACCACCGGGUUGGCCGGUCUUCGGAAACAUGUUCGACCUCGGCUCGAUGUCACACCAGACCUUACACAGCCUCCGGACCAAGUACGGCCCAGUUAUCUGGCUGCGGCUCGGCUCAAUGAACACGCUCGUGGUGCAGUCGGCCAUGGCGGCCGCCGAGUUGUUCAAGUACCACGACCUCGAUUUCCCCGAUCGCAAGGUCCCCGACGCCCUCACCGCCUGGAACUACCACGAAGGAGGCUUGUCUCUCAACAGUUACAGCCCGUACUGGCGGCUGCUCCGCCGCCUCUACUCGGCGGAGUUUCUGAGUGCCAAAAGGAUAAAUGACACCGCCGCCAUGAGAAGGAAGUGUGUCGAUAACUUGGUGAAGUGGAUUGAGGCGGCAAACGGAGGCGAGGUGGACAUCGGGCAUCUGCUCUUCGUCGCGUUGUUUAACCUGGUUGGCAACCUGGUGCUUUCCAGAGAUGUUUUGAGCUCGGAAUCUGAAGAGGGGUUCGAGUUCUUCGACGCCAUGAACAACGUGAUGGAGCUGGGCGGGAAGGCGAAUCUGGCUGAUUAUUUUCCCUUCCUCCGACGGCUGGAUCCGGCGGGAAUGAAGAGAGAGAUGGUGAGAGAGAUGGGGCGAGCCAGGAGGAUCGUGGAGAAAUUCGUGAAGGAUAGGAUUGAAGAGAAAAAAUCGGGCAGAGAGAUUAAUGAUGAACACGACUUGCUGGACGUGCUCUUGAAUCAGAAAGGCGACGCCAAAGAUCCGCCGGUCCCGGAGUCAAAAGCUAUCAAUGCCAUACUGGAAAUGUUCUUUGCCGGAUCAGAAACAACAAGCAGCAGCACGGAAUGGGCAAUGGCGGAGCUACUGCAAAACCCUAGUUCAAUGAGAAAGGUGAAAGAAGAGCUGGACCGAGUCAUCGGAAGAAGCAGAAGCAGCAAGGUAGAAGAAGGGCAGCUGGAGGAGCUGCAGUAUUUGCAGGCGGUGGUAAAGGAAACGCUGCGAUUGCACCCGGCAGUUCCUCUGCUGGUGCCGAGGAACGCCGUAAAAGACACAGAUUUCAUGGGCUACUUCAUUCCCAAGGACACGCAGGUGCUCGUCAACGUGUGGGGCAUCGGAAGGGACGGAGAUUCCUGGGCCGAGCCCUCGGCGUUCCGGCCGGAGAGAUUCAUCGGCUCGAGCGUCGAGUACAAGGGGCAGAACUUCGAGCUGCUUCCGUUCGGGGCAGGGAGAAGGAUCUGCGUCGGGUACUCGUUGGCUCAUCGGACGAUUCUCCUCGUGCUGGCCACUUUGCUGCACCUUUUUGACUGGGAGGCCGCAGGCGGCGUCGAAAGUGUGGACAUGAGGGAGAGGAUGGGGAUAACACUAAGGAAGCUGCUGCCGCUGAAAGUAGUUCCAAGGCGGCGAGCAGAAUUAUUGACCGAAGACGAAGCCAAAAUCUGACGUCAGAUUUGAAUUCAAAUAAAGAACUUGGAACUUGGAGACUCGCUGAUGAUGAAUAAACUUAUUUAUUGUUAUAAUAUGGAGUUGUUUAUAUAUAUAUAUAUAUAUAUAUAUAUGUUAUUGGCAUUUCUAUAUAUAUGUUAAGGAUAUUUUCUGCUC
Molecule: messenger RNA, 1836 nt
Organism: Diospyros lotus (date-plum)
Lineage: Eukaryota; Viridiplantae; Streptophyta; Magnoliopsida; Ericales; Ebenaceae
Product: iridoid oxidase-like
Exons: 3
Coding region: 142-1677 (511 amino acids)
Molecular function (GO): heme binding; iron ion binding; monooxygenase activity
Source: RefSeq, a predicted model, not a curated record